AAAGAUUUAAAGAUAGUCGGACACUAUCAUCAACCUCAAUUUGCAAUCGCAAGCUCUCUGAAUUUGUGUGAGAAAACAUCAUAGAACUAAAGGAGGAGAGAGAAGAAGAACAGCAAAACUGAAGAAGAGAAAGAGAGGAGAAGCACCAUCACCACGAAAGAUGGGUGUGGACUAUUACAAGAUCUUACAGGUUGAUAAGAAUGCCAAAGACGAUGAUUUGAAGAAGGCAUAUAGGAAACUUGCAAUGAAAUGGCACCCUGAUAAGAACCCAAACAACAAAAAAGAAGCUGAAGCUAAGUUUAAGCAAAUUUCCGAAGCCUAUGAUGUAAGUUUUCAGUUAUUAUUGAAGGUGCUUAGUGAUCCUCAGAAGAGAGCUAUCUAUGAUCAAUAUGGGGAAGAGGGUCUGAAGGGUCAGGUUCCACCACCUGAUGCUGGUGGUGCUGGUGGUGGAGGAGCUACUUUCUUUUCCACAGGAGAUAUCCCGGGAUCGUUUCGGUUCAAUCCCAGGAACGCUGAUGACGUUUUUGCGGAGUUUUUUGGGUUCUCAAGCCCCUUUGGUGGCAUGAGUGGAAGAGGUGGUGGUGGUGGUGGCAUGAGAUCAAGGUUCUCUGGUGGAAUGUUUGGUGAUGAUGUGUUUCGAUCUUUUGGGGAAGGAGGAGGGGUACAUAUGAAUCAAGGUGCACCUCGCAAAGCUCCUCCUAUUGAGAACAAGUUGCCCUGUACUCUCGAGGAUAUAUAUAAAGGGACUACGAAGAAGAUGAAGAUCUCUAGAGAAAUUGCAGAUGCCAGUGGUAAAACCAUGCCAGUGGAGGAGAUAUUGACCAUUAAUGUGAAGCCUGGUUGGAAGAAGGGGACAAAGAUCACCUUCCCAGAGAAGGGAAAUGAACAGCCAAAUGUGACUCCUGCAGAUCUUGUUUUCAUCAUUGAUGAAAAACCACAUGGUGUCUUCACUCGUGAUGGAAAUGAUCUGAUUGUCACCCAGAAGAUUUCUCUUGUGGAGGCCUUAACUGGCUAUACAAUGCACCUCACUACCUUGGAUGGUAGAAACUUAAACAUACCAAUCAACAAUGUUAUUCAUCCAAACUAUGAGGAGGUUGUCCCAGGAGAAGGAAUGCCAAUUCCCAAGGAUCCAUCAAAGAAGGGGAACUUGAGGAUAAAGUUCAACAUCAAGUUCCCAACACGGAUCACUGAUGAACAGAAAGCGGGAAUAAGAAAACUCUUAGCUGCCUCAGCUUGAGAUCAAAUAUAGAUGGAUAUGAUAAUGUAUAAUAUUUGGCAGAUAUGCACUACUUUUAUGAAAUUUUGUUAGCUUUACCAAUAAGUUUGGUUGCUUCCACAUGUAUUGUCACGUAGUGAAAAAUAUUUGAUUAGAUUAUUUUGUAUGAUUUAUCAGUUAACGGGUUGUCCGGAUUGUCUCAUUGCAAAAAUGAAGGAUAAGGGUGUAAGCAAUCAAAGUUGAUUUUUUUUUUUUGAGC
Molecule: messenger RNA, 1475 nt
Organism: Gastrolobium bilobum
Lineage: Eukaryota; Viridiplantae; Streptophyta; Magnoliopsida; Fabales; Fabaceae
Exons: 3
Coding region: 161-1237 (358 amino acids)
Cellular component (GO): cytosol
Molecular function (GO): protein-folding chaperone binding
Source: RefSeq, a predicted model, not a curated record